Messenger RNA from Pocillopora verrucosa, 2282 nucleotides. The record is from RefSeq and is a predicted model, not a curated record. Lineage: Eukaryota; Metazoa; Cnidaria; Anthozoa; Scleractinia; Pocilloporidae.
GGGAAAAGCGGAAAACAAGUACAACUUCCUGCGCGUGGGAAUGACAAAGUACAACAAUUAAAACCGUCGUCGGGGUACAAGCCCCAGAAAGAUUUGUUUCCACUCAUGCUGCUGAGCAGCCCUUUCAUUGUAAGUGGAAACUGUUUGACGAGUUUGGGAGGUGUAUAGCGAUGAGAAGAAACUGACCGAUGUCAUCAAUUUUGGUACGCUUUGGCUUCAAACAAACGAGUUGGAUGAUACUUAGGGUUUUUUUACGCUAAUUACAGGCGAACCACACAGAUUUUACAAUUUAUGAAUGCUGUUUACAUGUAACAUGGAGGAGAAAUUGUACAGAAUUAUGAAAUAACCAGCGAAAACUGCUAAGAAGCAUCUGGUUGUAUCCGACAGCCCCGGCGAGGACCUGAAACUCAGGAUAUUGUGUAAACAUGAAGUUGAACCAACCUCACUGAUUCCAAAUAUGGUAGUCAGUAAAAGCAGUGGCAGUGAUUAACGCGAUCCAAUUACACAGUUUGGAUUUCUAUAAAGGUGCACUUUGGGUAGCGAUCGCCUGCUAAUUUCACUAAAAUCCACAGAAUGGUUGUAAUCGCUGAGCCAGACGAACUGAAGGCAGAAGAGCUGCUUUGCAGCGGCUUCAUGUUGUUCACAGAACACAUCUUCAAACUUUCCGAAGACAAGGAUUCAUUCACCGGAGAAUUGCCUGUUGAUUGUACACAAUUUAACGCAGAUGAUACCUUGAGUGAAGAAUUUGAAAACCCACGAAACUCCACAGAUACAUCCACAUGGCGAGAAAACAGACCAGCAAUGAAAGUCUCCUUGAAGAAGAGUGCCUGGUUUGCAUUUCAGGUAACAGUGCUAACUGGUGGCUUUAUAGGUGUUGGGUGCAUCUUCUUUAUAUACUUUCAAAUGAAGAUAAUUUUCGUCUGCGAUUGGAAGGCACUCCGUGAUUCGUCCAUCCCUCUAGAAAAAAAGCGACCGCGUAUCAUUGGUGAAUCGUACCUGGCUUCAACUCUCUACCUCUGGCAGCCACUGAUGUUGCUAUUUGUGUUCAGAUGGCCUCUAAUCAAACAAGUUAACUUAGUUACGUUUACGUUGAUUGGAAUUUUCUUUGAUCUCGCCUACAGAUUUUUGGUUGCUGUCUAUGGGUUGUACUACCCUCCGUGGAUUCCAUAUCCACUGAAUAUUCUUUAUUUAAUUAUGAUUCUUGUCCAAAGUUUUUCUGUCGGGCGUAUUUUCAGAGGUAAUAUAUUUAGUGCAAGUUUAUUCGGAUUUAAGCUCUGUGCGCAGUUCAUCAUAGGGGCCCCAGUGUUUUGUUUGUUCGCGUCCGUCUUGUGUCCACUGUUUGCGCACCUCGAAGGUAUUUUAAAAGUCGCCAUGAUUGCUCUUUCAUAUUCAGUCGGCAUAAUACCUAAGAUACUCUCAAAGCGAUGUGUCUCAGGAUUGUACGUUAUAAACCCAGGCUUUUCAUAUGUUUUGGUGUCUACUGCAUCUAGCGCGGUUUGCAUGGCAGUGAAAUUUAUGCUGGCCGAAUUUAAAAGCCUUUGGGCGUUUAUUGCGUUAAGUAUCGGCGAACAAACCAUUCACCUAGUGUACCAACUAAUCGUCAAAGCUGGAGAAUCUCACGAGGAUAAAUCACAGUAUGAGAGAAUUUUACUCUCUGGGUUGGAAGCAGAUCCCACAGGACCAUUUAGUGCCGCCAAAAUGAAAGAACGUCGAUCUCAGAGGCUAGCCGCUGACCUAACAAUACACGAAAUGAUGUCUAGCGCUGCCGCAGUUGUCCUCUCAGUUGGACUUAUGACAGUUUAUGGUAUAAUUCACCGGAUCCUGCGUCCUGAAGAGUACCAGGAAAUGAUUGUGGAUCUUUUGAUACGUAUAGUUUUAGCGCUGCUUGUAGAGAUAAUGUUCAACGUAAUAUUUGUGAUGAUGCUAACUCGUACAAGAAAUAUUCCAGUUCUUAAAGUAUGGAAUGUAAAAUGGAAAUCGCAUCUUAUUGUUUGUAUAGUUACUGUCUAUAUGAUUGUAAAUUAUUAUGCAAACAAAAUUUUGCUGAUUCUCAGCACACUACACGAAGCUGAGGGGAAGAUUGAUAAUUGUUAAUUAGGCAGAGAUUUUAACUUUCUUUUCAGCACAACCACAGAUAUAAAGAUGCUGUUCACUUUGUUCUCAGGUUUCAGAAAAAGGUAUUAAAAUACAGGCCUCACUGUCAAUAGAAGUCUUAAACCAUGUAGUAAAAAAAAGCGUCUCAUUAUCAUAACUUUAGUACGAGUCUUGUUCUGAUAACUACA